Molecule: messenger RNA, 2220 nt
Organism: Xyrauchen texanus (razorback sucker)
Lineage: Eukaryota; Metazoa; Chordata; Actinopteri; Cypriniformes; Catostomidae
Product: dynactin subunit 2-like
Exons: 14
Coding region: 155-1366 (403 amino acids)
Biological process (GO): mitotic spindle organization
Cellular component (GO): centrosome; cytoplasm; dynactin complex
Source: RefSeq, a predicted model, not a curated record
AAGAUCUCUGGUGUGACGUUGCAGCUGUCACUGUAGCAGGCGAGUCAUACGGCAGAUCCGCUUCAUCCAUCUAUUUGAAUACAAAUAUAAUAUUGGCAUAACAGAGACCGAUUAUAUAUUUAACUGUUGCUACUUUCCCCUCGAACGUGCUGCAAUGGCUGACCCGAAGUAUGCCAACCUGCCGGGCAUCGCAUCCAACGAACCUGACGUGUAUGAGACAUGUGACCUGCCCGAGGAUGACCAGGCCCAGUUUGAGUCGGAGGAGUUGUGCAGUGACAGCGUGGAGCGGAUCGUCGUCAAUCCAAACGCCGCCUACGACAAAUUCAAAGACAAACACGUCGGCACGAAGGGUCUGGAUUUCUCUGAUCGCAUCAGUAAGAGUUGCAGGGUGGGCUACGAGUCUGGAGAUUACGAGCUCUUAGCGGAGGGUUGUGGGGUGAAAGAAACUCCACAGCAGAAAUAUCAACGACUGGUGAACGAGAUUCAUGAGCUGUGCCAGGACGUGGAGCGUAUUCAGACGAGCACUAAAGAGAGCGGAGCAGUGGAGUGUCUCACACCAGUGGCGUUGGCACAGCAGGCGGCACAGCUCAAACAGCAGUUGGUAUCUGCUCAUCUUGACUCGCUGCUGGGACCAAAUGCUCAUAUCAACCUCGCCGACCCGGACGGAGCGCUCGCCAAGCGGUUGUUGACACAGUUGGAGGUGGCGCGGGGUGUGCGGAGCUCUACGGGUGGAGAGGGGAAGACGGCGCCAUCCAAAGGCCCUGACGGCGUGAUUCUGUACGAGCUCCGCAGUCGACCCGAGCAGGAGAAAUUUACUGAGUCUGCAAAGGUUGCCGAGUUAGAGAGGCGAUUGGCUGAACUGGAGACCGCUGUGGGAUCAGGAGCAGAUAAACAGGGUCCUCUCAGUGCAGGGGUUCAGGGAGCAAGUCUCACGGGCACUAUAGAGCUGCUGCAGGCUCGAGUGAGCGCACUGGAUGCCGCAACUCUGGACCAGGUUGAGGCCAGACUGCAGAGUGUUCUGGGAAAAAUGAACGAAAUCGCAAAGCACAAGGCGACCAUCGAGGAUGCUGAGACACAAAAUAAGGUGUCGCAGCUGUAUGAUGUCGUUCAGAAGUGGGAUGCGAUGGCGUCCUCUCUUCCUCAGGUGGUACAGAGACUGAUCGCUGUUAAAGAACUGCACGAGCAGGCAAUGCAGUUUGGGCAGCUUUUGACUCAUCUGGACACAACACAACAAAUGAUCAACAACUCACUGAAGGACAACACGGCUCUGCUAACACAGGUGAAACAAACCAUGAAGGAGAACCUGGUUGCUGUGGAGGACAACUUUACAGCUCUGGACCAGAGAAUGAAGAAACUCUCUGAAUAAACGUUUGUUUAUUACGUGAGGAUGAAGGACAGGGAGAUGAUUUUCCCUUCCAUUAGAAUCAAGCUCUUUUCUCAAAUGACAGGUUGAGAACAAAUGUUCCACACUACAGACCACUGUUAACCUUUGACCCUUACGUCUCUCUUAUGAGCGGAGACACAUUUAUCAUAACAAUACUGUAGCUUAAUUACAUACACAAACUCCAGUGGCAAUGUCUAAUUCAACCCAUGCAACCAAGUACAGAACUUACAAUUUAAAUGAUGAUUUAGUGUCUUUUGUUGUGUAGCAUCAAAAGAUUUAUUUUGUAUUUGAGCGCUUUCAUUAUAAAUGAUAGAUUUGGGCUCUGAGGAGGGAUUCUGUAUACAUUAAUAUGUGCUCACGACUGAUUGUAACCAUUAAUGUAUUAUUACUAAAUGCAAUGUUCCCCGAUUAUGAUCAUAAUUUUCCAAAAUAGAGUUUCAAAUGCAUCUCUGGAUGUGAUAAUAAACACGCUUUCAGAAAUGCGUUUAAUUUUCAUAUGCAACAUGACGCACUACAAUAUUUAUACAACUUUUGGGUAAUUAAUUCUCAUUCUUUAUUUUGUUUUCAGUUGUAUUAUAUCAUUUAAAAAGAACAUAUUGCACUCACAAUGAGCAAUUGUUUUGCUAAUGAAAAUGAAAAUGUAUAAUCACCAUCAAACGUUUGUGUCACAUUCGUGUGAUGGCUUAAAUUACUACAACGAUAUAUCUAUAAAUAGUCGCGAUCAUGCAAAUGUUUAUGCAAGAAUGUUUUUAUGGUGGAUAAUCUUAAAAUGUCACAUUGAUAACUAGUCUUCCAUUAAGAAGAGAAUUACUUUAAUAUAGCAUACUUUUUUUUUU